Molecule: messenger RNA, 1617 nt
Organism: Thunnus maccoyii (southern bluefin tuna)
Lineage: Eukaryota; Metazoa; Chordata; Actinopteri; Scombriformes; Scombridae
Exons: 4
Coding region: 149-643 (164 amino acids)
Biological process (GO): dolichol-linked oligosaccharide biosynthetic process
Molecular function (GO): hexosyltransferase activity
Source: RefSeq, a predicted model, not a curated record
UGACGUCAUCAGUCUGAGGCGGAAGUAGCUGUCAGAACUGUGGCGGGGGCUGCAGCAGGAUGAUGAAGAUGAGCUGAAAACUGUUGAAAAUUACACAACAACAAGCCUGAAGUUGACUCAACUGCUUUUUUAUGCUCUGUGAGCAGUGAUGAAGACCGUGUUUGUAACGGUCGGCACCACGAGCUUCGAUGAGCUCAUUGUAAACGUCACGUCGUCCGAAGCCGCUCAGGCCUUAAAAUCUCGUGGAUAUGAGCGUUUGGUUCUUCAGGUUGGAAGAGGAUCUUUUCUUCCAGAUGCUGAGAGCUGUCCACACAUCAGACUGGAGGCUUUUCGAUUCAAAGACUCGAUAGCAGACGACAUGGAGCAGGCGGACCUCGUCAUCAGCCAUGCAGGGGCGGGAAGCUGCUUGGAGGCCCUCGGUGCGAGGAAGCCUCUGCUGGUCGUUGUCAAUGACAAGCUGAUGGACAACCACCAGCUGGAGCUGGCCAGACAGCUACAUAUGGACUCCCACUUGCUUUACUGCACUUGCAGCACCCUGACAGAAACACUGAAGACCAUGGAUCUGUCUGUUCUUCAGCCUUUUCUGCCCGGAAAGCCGAAGAUUUUUGCGAACUUUCUCGACAAAGCCCUCGGCGUCCAGUGAAACUUUAAUUCAAGAGGACUGUUUAUGUUCUGGCAAACUGGAUUCAACACUAUCAUGUUGUAGUAGAGAAUGAGACUUGGUUCUUACAUUAUGAUUGUGCACUACACAACUGUUAAACAUGUGUUCUAUUUUUAUACCCAGUGUGUAUUUGUUAAUAAUACAUUCCUAACUUUGCUGACAUUUGGUGGUUUUUCAAGUGUGACAUACUGAAUAACUUCAAACCACAGCGUCCAUGUUAAAAGAGAAAGUUUUGGCACCGAGUCUCAUUGUUUAUAGUUGAAGUAGAAUCCUAUCUGUGCUUUUUCUAAGUUAUGCCUAAAUCUGUCUCUGUAUCUCUGCAGAACAUCAGGAGAAAUGGAGCAUUUUAAAAUGUUUUCUUAGCUCAGAUAAGAGGCGCCACGAUCUGCUUCAGUGAUCAGUGAAUGAGAGGCCGUCGUAAAUCAGCUUACCUGCAGGGAAGCAUUUAGCUUAGAGGCUGAAAUCCUGAAUGAAGCUCUGUUGUGAUUUUUUUUUUUUUGAAUGUAUUUUGAAGACAGAUCAUUUUAAAUCUUUUUCAGCUUUGUGGAGUGACCAUUUCAAGUUAUCUCUAUAAAAUUAGUGUAAAACUGCCAUUAAGAAAAGUUCAUAUUCUAGGGAAAGUGCUGAUGUUGCUGUAAUGCUGUUGAUUCAUGUCUUUGCGCAACAUUUUCUUCACAUGGAGAGGUUUUGUUUUACAGGAAAUGAUAGUUGAAAAGCAGCACGUAGUCUAGGUCUGCCCUGAGCUGAGUUUAGAGUCACAGCAGGAAACAUUUCUGUCCACUUCUUGCUACAGAGGCUGAUGAGUCAGAAAGUUUCUGUUUAUCUGAUAACAGGUGGCAGAUAGAACAGACUAACACACUGAUUUCACCUGAAUUUAGUGAUGAAUCUGUUGGUGUUCAUUCCCCAACCUGCAUGUGAGCUAUAGAUGGCAGUUUAAUAAAGAAAUUUAAGGACCA